AUGAGAGAAGUCAUUAGUAUUCACGUUGGACAGGCUGGUAUUCAAAUAGGAAAUGCUUGCUGGGAAUUGUUUUGCCUUGAACAUGGAAUUCAACCCGAUGGUCAAAUGCCAAGUGACCAGGUCGUUGCUGGGGGUGAUGAUGCCUUUAAUACAUUUUUCUCAGAAACGGGAGCUGGAAAACAUGUACCACGCUGCGUAUUCGUCGAUUUAGAACCUACCGUCGUUGAUGAAGUUCGAACAGGAACAUAUCGUCAGCUAUUUCACCCUGAACAAUUAAUAUCAGGAAAAGAAGAUGCUGCAAAUAAUUUCGCUAGGGGUCACUAUACCAUAGGGAAAGAAAUUGUUGAUGUAUGUUUGGAUAGGGUUCGAAAGCUAGCUGAUAAUUGUACUGGUUUACAAGGAUUUUUAAUGUUUAAUGCUGUAGGUGGAGGUACAGGUAGUGGUCUUGGCUGUUUAUUAUUAGAAAGGUUGGCAAUUGAUUAUGGAAAGAAAUCCAAAUUGAAUUUUUGUUCUUGGCCAUCUCCUCAAGUCUCUACAGCUGUGGUAGAACCAUACAAUUCUGUAUUAUCCACUCAUUCGUUAUUAGAACACACAGAUGUAGCAAUUAUGCUUGAUAAUGAAGCAAUAUAUGAUAUAUGUAAGAAGAAUUUAGAUAUAGAAAGGCCAACAUAUACAAACUUGAAUAGAUUGAUAGCUCAAGUUAUAUCUUCUUUAACAGCAUCUUUAAGAUUUGAUGGUGCCUUAAAUGUUGAUGUAACAGAAUUUCAGACUAACUUGGUACCUUAUCCUAGAAUCCAUUUUAUGUUAUCAUCUUAUGCUCCUAUCAUAAGUGCAGAGAAAGCAUAUCACGAACAAUUAUCCGUUUCAGAAAUAACUAAUUCUGCAUUCGAACCUGCAUCUAUGAUGGCUAAGUGUGAUCCUAGACAUGGAAAAUAUAUGGCUUGUUGUUUAAUGUAUAGAGGAGAUGUAGUACCAAAAGAUGUGAAUGCAGCUGUUGCAACUAUUAAGACAAAGAGAUCUAUACAAUUUGUUGACUGGUGUCCUACUGGUUUUAAAUGUGGAAUAAAUUAUCAACCACCUACAGUCGUACCAGGAGGAGACCUAGCCAAAGUCAUGAGAGCUGUUUGUAUGAUCAGUAACUCAACAGCAAUUGCAGAAGUAUUCUCAAGAAUGGAUCAAAAAUUUGAUUUAAUGUAUGCAAAAAGAGCAUUUGUUCAUUGGUAUGUAGGUGAAGGUAUGGAAGAAGGAGAAUUCAGUGAAGCUAGAGAAGAUUUGGCUGCAUUAGAAAAAGAUUAUGAAGAGGUAGGAAUAGAAUCUAAUGAUGGAGAGGGAGAGGAUGAAGGAUACGAAUGA
Messenger RNA from Plasmodium adleri (nom. inval.), 1353 nucleotides. Its product is annotated as alpha tubulin 2. Gene Ontology annotation, biological process: mitotic cell cycle; microtubule cytoskeleton organization. Gene Ontology annotation, cellular component: cytoplasm; microtubule. The record is from RefSeq and is a predicted model, not a curated record. Lineage: Eukaryota; Apicomplexa; Aconoidasida; Haemosporida; Plasmodiidae. Gene Ontology annotation, molecular function: structural constituent of cytoskeleton; GTP binding. The transcript has 3 exons. Bases 1 to 1353 code for a protein of 450 amino acids.